CUUUCCACACCAUUUAUGCCAAACUACAUAUCCAUAGCCUCACUAUGAAGGCAGGGAAUGCUUUGCUGUUGCGUUUCUAUGGCCUGUGUUUAACACUGACCUGCUUUGGCCACGGAAAGCGGGUGCAGCAUCCUGAACCACAACCAGUGGAUUGUCUCUACAGCAGUUGGUCGGCCUGGACUCUGUGUGAUCCAUGCACCAAUGAGAGGCAACGUUCCCGAGGCAUUGAAGAAUUUGGGCAGUUUAGGGGCCAGCCGUGCAGAGAGUCGCUGAGUGAGAGCGCGGAGUGCAUCACGGAAGUCACAUGCGCACCAACGGCAACCACCGGCUGCCCUGCUGCACACUUUCAGUGUGGCUCAGGCGCUUGUAUAAAACAGAGACUGGUAUGCAAUCAUGACUUUGACUGUGAGGAUCAAAUCGACGAGGAUGCUUGUGACAGAAUGUCCCGGAAACCUUGCAGUACAAGGACAGAGGAGACCCCCGGCGACGGUUGGAGGGCUGCAAUGGGACAGGGAAUCAACAUCUUGGGUUCAACACCUCCGAAGACGGUCUUCUACAAUGGCUACUUUGGUGGAGUCUGUCAGAUAGCAUCGGGUAUCCGACUUCCCUGGAAUGUUGCAGGGUUUAACUUGGAGACUCAUUCAGAUAAAAAAGUUACAAGCGAUAUCUAUGAAAGCAGCCACCAACUUGUUCUUGAACUUCUGUCUGGAACUGCUUACCACGGUGGACUGAGUAUCAGAUCCAACCCUCUCUUGGAGACGUCCAGUAGAAAUGAGACACUCGCUCUUGAGAGCAAGAAGUUUGUGCGGUUUGACGGCAAAUUGCAGUGGGCCACCUACAGACUGAGACCCCGUGAUCUCAGAGUGGCCGACGGUUUCACUAAGGACGUGAAGUCUCUGCCCGUCGAGUAUGACAAGGGCUCCUAUUUCAACUUCAUCGAAGACUACGGAACGCAUUACACUCGCAGCGGAAAGCUUGGAGGGGAGUACAAUCUAAUCUACGUUCUCAACGUCAACGAAAUCAUGCAGAGAAAUUUGACAGAUGCAGCCCUUCUAGAAUGUCUCAAAGACUUUGGCUUCAACCUUGGAGUUGGUGCAACAGGAAAUGCUAAGACCAGUUCUUGUAAUUUCUUCAACAAAGUUGAGGGGAAUGCUGUGGUGGUUAAAGUGCUCAUCUCAGUCAAAGGAGGCGAUCCGGAGAUUGUUUCAGCCAUGAAAGCCAGAAUUAGCAGGGACGGACAGAUGAGCGCCGCGACCUACCAAAACUGGGCGAGGUCUAUUGCAAAUCACCCUAGUCUGCUCUACAGUGAGCGAGAGCCGAUCUAUAAUGUAUUUCCCCUGGGUUUGCCGGAGGCUAACACCAAGAUAUCCAACAUGAAGGCUGCGCUGGCAGACUAUGUGGCAGAGUACAGCAUGUGCAAGUGUAGACCGUGCCACAACAAUGGUACACUUGUCCUGAUAGAUGGCCUUUGUAGUUGUUUUUGCAUACUUGGUUAUGAAGGCUUGGCCUGCCAGAACCAUGAAGCCGAUAAAAAGCCCAGGAAGGAGCCGCGCCCAAGUGUGCCACGCCCCAGUGUUCGCCCCCCCAGUGUGCAGCGACCCAGUGUGCCAUGUCCCAGUGUUCGGCCCCCAAGUGUGCCCAGCCCCACUGUGCUACAUGAGGCUAACUGGGCGUGUUGGUCGGGCUGGUCAACCUGCAGCGGUGGGGAACGAAGUAGAAGCCGAGCGUGUAACGUGGAGGGUCUGCCACCUGGAGGCGUCUGCAGUGGACCGGACGCUGAGACUGAUUGGUGUUGAGAGCUAUAACGCAAAGGGUCAAGCUUAAUAUUUGCGAUCUAUUAUCGGUACUUGGUGCCCUACGCGUAUAGGGAGCGGCGGGCCUGCUGGCCAGUGUUCGAGAGGUGCUUCAUGAAUCCCCACAGUGUAAGCUUGUUGGCCUUAUGUCUCUGAUUAAACCACGUGUUGAAAAUGCACCACUCUCCGAGUAAUACCUAGCCAGACAACAGUAACAAAGAUUACAAUUGAUGAAACUUCAGUUAGUAAACUGCAGCCUCCGUCAUUCCAGGAACAUACGGUUGACUCCCAGAGCGCCACAGCCAGUGACCUCUAGACAUGGAGAGUUCACAACGGCGUUAUAACACCCUGUGAUGUCACUCUCACAUUCCCUUUUGUAAAGAAAUUACAAUACCAAGAUUUAGCCUUAUUCUUGUUUGAUGCGAUUUGACCUCUUAUUUACAGAAUGUUUGCAAAAACUUAAUUCAGUGAUGACCACCGGACGUGUGGUGAUAUGAUGCAUAACGGUACCUAUGCCCUCAAAGUUCCAGCGACCUCAGUGAUCUUGCAAAUGGGUUUUCCAGAGCAAAAGAGCGAUUCCGAACUAAGAUCAGAUCAUGUAAUCCAAUUUUACAUUUGAUCUGGAUCAAACCUUCCUUUUGGGUUUUUCAGAACUUUGUACUCAGUUUGGGAUCUAUUUGAUCCAAAAAACAGGAUUAUACUGAUGCCAUCGGAAGGGUGGAUUCAGUUGGUGUUGGUUAUCCUGAAAUUUGGUAUUUGGAUCACAGCGAUCCAAUCCAAUGUUCUGGCAUAAAAGUAAGAUGGAUCAGGUGAUCAUGGAUAGCAAAACAUGGGAAAACAUCCAGAUUUUAUUUAUUUUUUUAAACUGGGCCCUGGAGCUACUGCAUCAGGAGAAAUGUGCUAUUGUUGAAUAAUACUAAUACAAUUAAGCUGUAAAUUGUCCAUAGUUUGGCAAAAUGUAAUAUGAUGUAGUCGAACCUGCAGACAAAAUAAUCCAGAAGUGUUAAAUUGAAUUAAAUAUGGCCAUUUUAUGAAAUGUAUCUGAUAUAUGAGGCAAAUAAGCACGAUUGGUUUGCUUCAGAAUAUUUUAAUUGGUAAUUGAAUAGCCAUGGGUGAGUUUUGUCCUCGACCUGAACGACGAAACAACGAUUCAUUCAUUGGUGAUUCCCUUCCCUGAAAUACAACACAAGGUGUAUAGAUGUUGGGAUGGGUGUGAAUAUUCGUUCUUAAGGCAGAUAUUCUAAUCAGUAUUAGGAAAUUAUUUUUGUUUUUAGGAAAAAUAAUGAAUGCAAAAUGUUAAGUUUUUUUUAACAACCAUGCAUAUUUGGAGAACUACAGGCAGAAGGCUAGAUAACACGUUGUCCAAAUAUCCCAGUUAUAAAAUAUAGAGGGCGGUUCAGUGGAGGGGUCGGCAGCCAUCAUCAGCCAAACAUGAGAUUAAUCAUCAUUCCUUAGUUUUGGAUAUUCAAACAUAAUUUGAAUAUCCCGGUAGCACUUUGACAGUUUGACUCAGACUGAUGAGUGUGUCCGAAAGCCACCGACUUUGAUAUUCUUGUUUUGCGUGAUAAAAAGAACACAUUACCAACCACUUUAGAAAACGAUCCUAGAAAUGAUGCAUUCAGGCCAACCCUAAUUCGAGCCCUACUAAGAUCUGCAUUCUGAAUAAAGACUUGUACUGGUUAAACAUAGGCGAUUUAUAAAUGCAAUGCGUUUAAAUGCGUUUACUCAGAGCAAAAUACUAGUGUGCUUCAGCAUGUAGUAAAGCCCAAUUUCCAGUCUUUUUUCACAUAUGUACUUUCAGUCCAAACCCCACACAAUACAAUUUCUCUCAAAGCCUCUUUCAAUCAUGUACUACAUUAUGUAUCAUGUAUAGCUACAUUCAAAUAAAUAAGUGUGCUGUGCAAGAAUGCAGUAAAAACAUAUAUUACGAAAAUAUUUUCAUUUCAAUCAUUGUAA
Molecule: messenger RNA, 3749 nt
Organism: Gadus chalcogrammus (walleye pollock)
Lineage: Eukaryota; Metazoa; Chordata; Actinopteri; Gadiformes; Gadidae
Product: complement component C9-like
Exons: 12
Coding region: 45-1796 (583 amino acids)
Biological process (GO): immune response
Cellular component (GO): membrane attack complex
Molecular function (GO): protein binding
Source: RefSeq, a predicted model, not a curated record